UCUGAAUACAANUCCGGGACAUGUACGUGGAAAGUCGAUGUUCCCACAGAUUUACGGAUUAUUUUUUAUUUUGUGUCCUACAACAUUGAGUCGUGCCGCAGUUCUUCCACAUGCAGCGGCUGUACCCGCGUGGAACUGAGGGAUGAUCCAAACGAGUUGCCCUGGACGACAUUCUGCGACUAUAAUAGUGAGAUCCCCGAGCCGAUCUCAACCAACAAAAGCACUCUGUUCGUCAACUUUAUUCUAGCGAACGAUGACUCUGACAGUUGGUUCACCGCUCACUAUGUAACUUGGCCAUUUGAAGGAAAAAUCGACUUGACGGCAACCUCAACUAGUGAGAUUUCUAGCCCAAACUUUCCUGGGAAAUACCCGAGGAAUUCGUAUUUCCGGUGGUCAGUGGUUGCUCCCUCGGAAUAUCGUAUCAAAAUUGAAUUCUCCAAGUUUGAGAUAAGUUACUGUGACAAUUGCGCAUGUGAUUUCCUGAUAGUGCGAGAUGGUUUUUCCAAGGAAAGCAAAUUAUUAGGAAAAUACUGCAGUGAUCCAGGUAGUUUGUACACAUCAGGAAACCACAUGUGGAUGGAGUUUGCAUCGGCGUUGACAGACAGGCGAAGAAGUGACAGCAUAGGAUUCAAGGCUACAGUCUCAAGAGAAAUCAAACUUUACGUGAUCGUGGUGCCGUGUGUUGUCGGAAUCCUUCUUAUGACUCUAAUAGCCGCCGUCAUUGUGAUGAUGUUUCGACGUCGCCGCCUGUCCUCCCCGGGUAAUGGAGCUCCUGUGCAGAUGUCUCUACUGAACGAAGAUACUCAGUUAUCUGAUUCAGGUCCACACAGUGAAGCCAGUUUACCAGUUUAUCGUCCAACCACGCGAGCAAUUAAGAGUUGACGGACUUAGUUACUAAGUCGCUACCCAAACCCACAUACAGGUUUGACCUAAGCAGACACCCUCCUAAGUUUUUCUAGACCCGUGGGUGUGCACUUACGGGCAUUGCGACUAUACAAUCAACUUCUUCUAUAACCAAUACUUUUGUUACUACAACGUAAUGUAAGUAAAUCAGGGAACUUCCUCAAUACAACCUUCACUGAAUCACUUCAAUGUGGUCAUAUUGA
This is a messenger RNA of Orbicella faveolata, 1106 nucleotides long. RefSeq names its product tolloid-like protein 2. The record is from RefSeq and is a predicted model, not a curated record. NCBI's taxonomy places the organism in Eukaryota, Metazoa, Cnidaria, Anthozoa, Scleractinia, Merulinidae.